This is a messenger RNA of Anopheles maculipalpis, 1065 nucleotides long. RefSeq lists its product as uncharacterized. Bases 1 to 1065 code for a protein of 354 amino acids. The record is from RefSeq and is a predicted model, not a curated record. NCBI's taxonomy places the organism in Eukaryota, Metazoa, Arthropoda, Insecta, Diptera, Culicidae. The transcript has 3 exons.
AUGUUACAGGAUUUUCCUGAUUGGUUGAUUAGUGUGCGUAACCCGGUGGAACUCUUUACCCUCCAGCCGAGUUACAUCGUCAGUCAAGUUUACUGUAUCAUCGGAGCGUUUUUAUGCUUGGGACAUGCCCUACACCGAGGAGGUCGUUGGCCUUACCUUUGGUUUGGCAGUGUCCUCAGUGGUGUGUUAAUCGAAGGAAGCAUGUACUUCUCUCCGUACGGUGAUACUAUCUGGCUCAGCCCGACGGUGGCCGAUCUGUUUGGCCAAAAGAUUCCUAUCUUCAUAUUUUUCGUCUAUCCAUUUUUCUACUAUCAAGCAUUUUGGGCCGUUUCAAAACUAAGGCUCAAGUGUCGCUGGUCCGAACACAUCGCAGUCGGAAUGUUGGUGGUACUGUUUGAUCUGCCGUUCGACAUGAUCAGUAUCAAGUUUCUCCAUUGGACGCUGCACGAAACGGAACCGAUGUUGGGCGAAAGAGUCUACUCGGUGCCUUGUACACUGUUACUGUUCUUCGCGGUAACCACAUUUACCUUUUCUUACCUUUUCCACAAUAUGCGCAAAUGGUUGGACCCGGCAACACAUAACCGUUGGGCAUCUGGGCCGUUUCGCACGGAGCUAGUGGUAACGAUUGGUUCUGCCAGUCUUUCGUUGACCUUCGGAUCGGUCUUAUUCCUGGCGUUUAAUUAUCCGUUACACACGGUCCUUGGGAUUCCGAUAAAAGUCAUUGUAAUCGGGGUGUUCCUAUGUGUGCUGACGAUCUUCUGGAAGUUUGAUCGAAAAAGUAAUCGAAGCAGUCCAUCGGGCCAAUCAUUUGUGGAUCACAUUUUAAAUGGGUACAUUGUUGGACACUUUUUGCUUUAUCUGGGAUUGGCAAUCGUGCUUAAUCCCCAAAACGCUGUAUCUUCCGGAAGACAUCAACCGAUUGGUAACUGUAGCAACACUUCCUACGCAAAUACAGAUCUAUGCCUAGAUACGUACAACAGAAGGUACUAUGAUUUCCAUUGCGUUGUCAAGCCACCCAACGAAGGAGCCUACUGGUACACGAUCUGUGGUACAGCGUACGAGUAA